GCUAUAAAUCCAAGUUUUCGAUCAGUAGGUGUAUAUCAACCAUCUAUCUCCUUAUAUCUUUGUGUUUGAUGGAAUUUCUGAACCAGUGUUAAUUGUCAAAUUUCGAGUGUUGAAGUUGUAACAAUGGUGGUGUCAAGGACUUUUCUGUGGAUUUCUUUUGUUCUUUUGGUGGUCUCGGACAGUCUAGUUUAUGCCAACGUUAAGAAGCCGGCUGCUGCUGCAGAUGGGGUAGCAUUGGGGGACUUGGUGGAAGGGGAAGAUCCAGUUGUUGAAAAGAGAGACAAGAAGAAACUUGAAGUCGGGGAGGUGACAUAUGAUGGCAGGUCCAUCAUGAUCAACGGAAAACGCGAGAUUUUCUUUUCUGGUUCAAUUCAUUAUCCACGGAGCACAGUGGAUAUGUGGCCUGAUCUUCUCAGGAAGGCAAAACAGGGAGGUUUGAAUGUGAUUCAAACUUAUGUCUUUUGGAACCUUCAUGAGCCUGUGAAAGGCAAGUGGAAUUUCGAGGGAAACGCCGAUUUGGUGAAGUUCAUCAGGCUGAUUCAGGAGAACAAUAUGUAUGUCACCCUCAGGGUAGGGCCAUUCAUCCAAGCCGAAUGGAACCACGGAGGGCUUCCAUAUUGGCUGAGGGAGGAACCGAACAUAGUUUUCCGUUCGGAUAAUCCAACAUACAAGCAACACAUGGAGGCAUUCGUGGCUAAGAUAAUGAAGAUGAUGAAAGAUGAGAAGCUAUUUGCUCCACAGGGAGGUCCAAUCAUCUUAGCUCAGGUUGAAAAUGAGUACACUCAUGUCCAGCGUGCAUAUAGAGAGUUGGGGGACAGUUAUGUGCAGUGGGCAGCAAAAAUGGCACUUGCGCAGAACGUCGGUGUGCCAUGGAUCAUGUGCAAACAGAAGGAUGCUCCUGAUCCAGUCAUUAAUACUUGCAAUGGAAGGCACUGUGGAGACACUUUUCCAGGCCCUAAUAAGCCUCACAAGCCUUCUCUAUGGACUGAGAACUGGACUGCUCAGUACAGAGUAUUUGGUGAUCCUCCUUCACAAAGAUCGGCAGAAGACAUUGCGUUUUCAGUUGCUCGAUUUUUCUCCAAGGAUGGAACCCUAACCAACUACUAUAUGUACCAUGGUGGAACAAACUUUGGAAGAACAAGUUCUAUUUUCACAACAACUCGAUACUAUGAUGAAGCACCUCUUGAUGAAUAUGGUUUGCAAAGGGAGCCGAAAUGGGGUCACCUCAAGGACUUGCACAAGGCUUUGAAUCUAUGCAAGAAGUCUUUGUUAGCAGGAGCUCCUGGAGUCCUCAAGUUGGGCAAAGAAACCGAGGCUCGUUUCUAUGAGAAGCCUGGAACAGACAUAUGUGUUGCUUUCCUGGCAAACAACCACUCAAAACUCGAAACAAGUGUCACUUGGCGUGGGCAGGAUUAUUUCCUGCCACCACAUUCUAUUAGCAUCCUCCCAGACUGCAAGACCGUGGUCUUUAAUUCUCAGCAGAUUGUGUCACAGCAUAAUACGAGGAACUUUGUUCGAUCAAAGGCUGCUAAAAAACUCAACUGGGAAAUGUCUCCAGAACCAAUUCCAACCGUUGUGCAGGUACCAGUGAAUCAAAAGAAACCACAGGAACUUUACCACUUGCUCAAAGAUGCCACAGACUAUGGAUGGUUUACCACUAGCCUUGACCUAGGUCCAUAUGACUUGCCGAUGAAGGAUUCUAUUCGCCCGGUUAUCCGAAUCCCAAGUCUUGGUCACGCAAUGGGCGUAUUCGUCAAUGGUGAAUAUAUCGGAACCGAACACGGAAGCCACGCGGAGAAGGGAUUUGUCUUCGAGAAACCUGUCACAUUCAAGCAAGGGCUCAACUACAUCUCAUUGCUUUGCAUGACAGUGGGACUCCCAGAUAGUGGAGCAUACAUGGAGCACAGAUACGCCGGACCCCGAACCAUAACAGUCCUGGGAUUGAACACAGGAACAAUUGAUCUCUCACAAAAUGGCUGGGGACAUAGGGUUGGCUUGAAUGGCGAAAACUUACAAGUGUUCACUGAGAAGGGAGCGCAGAAAGUCCAAUGGACUAAAGCUGCAGGCAAAGGAAGGGCUCUCACAUGGUACAAGACAUAUUUUGAUGCUCCUGAAGGGAAAGACCCCGUUGCUAUCCGGAUGACUGGAAUGGGAAAGGGAAUGGUUUGGGUGAAUGGUUUAAGCAUCGGGCGGCACUGGAUGUCCUUCCUCUCUCCGCUUGGACAACCUACUCAAGCCGAGUAUACCAUUCCUAGAUCUUUCAUCAAGCCGGGCAAAAAUUUCCUUGUUGUAUUGGAGGAACAGGAUGCUGACCCUAAAGACAUUGAGAUCCUAACGGUCAACAGAGACACAAUCUGUUCCAUGAGUUCACAGAUGCAUCCUCCACACGUUAAUGCAUUCGAAAGAAAGGGAGGCAAGUUCCAAAUUGUCGCAGGCAUCUCUGCCGCAACUGCUCAACUCAAGUGUCCAAACUACAAAAAGAUUGUUGCUGUGGAGUUCGCAAGCUUCGGUACUCCUGAAGGCGUAUGUGGAACUUACGCCAUUGGCAGCUGUGAUGCUCCGGGAACCAAAAAGAUCGUUGAAGAGAAGUGCUUAGGAAAGACUGCAUGUACAGUCCCCAGUGACCCCGGGCUUUUCUUCAAAGUUGAUCCUUGCCCAACUGUCAAGAUCAAGAGACUUGCGAUCCAAGUAUUGUGUUCCCACUAAGGGGUCAGAGAGUUUUGAUAGAAAAGUUUUCUGGGAGAUGUUUGUGCUUAAAUUUGUCCACAUUUCACUUAUUUGGGUCUAAAGCUAAAUUAUGGUAUUGAGAUAUUUUGAGUUGCAUCAGGUAGCACACGUUUUGGGCGGUGCCUUUAUGCCAAACUCUAUCAUUUUAUGUAUACGUUUGCAAUCCAUUUCCAACAAGUGGCUUUUUAGUUCCUUAUGUAAAAGGAUGCAAAGGCAAAAAAAAAAGGACACUCAAAUAACCAAACAAAUCUCUCUCUAGAAAACCAAUGUCGGAAACCUUUUAUUUCAAAGCUUUAUUCAAUAUUGCAAGCUCUUUCAUUUCUUUCAAUUAAAGUCAAAGCCCUCUUUCAAUUCA
Malus domestica (apple) is the source of this 3082-nucleotide messenger RNA. Lineage: Eukaryota; Viridiplantae; Streptophyta; Magnoliopsida; Rosales; Rosaceae. The record is from RefSeq and is a predicted model, not a curated record.